Messenger RNA from Magallana angulata, 6427 nucleotides. Its product is annotated as zinc finger MYM-type protein 4-like. The record is from RefSeq and is a predicted model, not a curated record. The transcript is spliced from 19 exons. Gene Ontology annotation, molecular function: zinc ion binding. The coding region runs from base 182 to 5368 and encodes 1728 amino acids. Lineage: Eukaryota; Metazoa; Mollusca; Bivalvia; Ostreida; Ostreidae.
CGCCAUUUUCAUCAAAACAAUGCGGUUGUAGGACUUGAAUCCGAAGGGAAAACAUUAAUAUUCGUUGAAUGUCGGUGAUUGCAUCUACGGAAAUAGCAGAGGCUGAAUUUAAACGCCAAAGAUCAGGUUUUUGAUUGUUAGAUGAUCAUCAGAAAUUGUCGUUAGAAGUUAAAAAGUCGAAAUGUCGGGACUCGAGUCGAAUGAGGUCGAAGACGCCGAUAAUCCAGACAUCGAGCCUAGGCUCACCACAGACGAAAACAUCGAGGCACCGAUCAAACCAGUUCUGAGGGAAGUGAAUGGGGUGGAGAUGAAUGGGAGUGGUGAGGAUCAAGAUGAUCCUGACGGCAUGGCUGUCCCCCCAGAACCAGACAAAGAAAUAGAUGCCACGAUUCCAGAGGAGCCCACAUCACCGCAGAUGAACCUUCUUGUGACUAAUGUAGUAUCACAUGCCAUCCCUGUUGAAGAAUCUCCACUCACUGAAGCGCCUCAGGAGUCUGGUCAGGAGGACAGGGUACAGGAUGCUGGGGUACAGGAUGCUGCGGUACAGGAUGCUGGGGUGCAGGAUGCUGGUCUGAAUGAAGUCCAAGAAGAGGAGGUAACUCAGCCUGAAGAAAUUCCUGCGGAGAAUGACAGUCAGCCAUCACAGGAUAAUUCAACAUGUGUUCAGGAUUUAGAUUCUCUAAGUGAUACACAGAAAGAGUCCAGUGAUUCUGUAGAACCACCAAAAGCAACAGAGACUGUUCUAGAUAUUUCCUCAGAGGCAGAGACGGAAACAAACCCAGUUGUAAAUGAAUCCGAGGAAGCACAAACAGAGGAUACAGAAAGCAUAGAACAAGAACAUGAGGUGGGGCCAGAAUCCCCGAGUUUAGAACCUAAAGUUAGUGUGGAAACGGAACCCAGUAGUUCAGAAGUUUCGGAGUCUGUGCUGGACUCUGAUUCUCAUGGCGGUGGAGUGGGAGAGUUGACCAUCACUUCAGUAGGCACCUUCCAUGGAGACAUCACAGAUGAAGGUGCUAUAGAGGCGAUGGAAACCGAUCAUAAUGAUGAUGCUAUCUUAUGCAGUUCUAAUGCUCAAUCUGUAGAGAAAGAGGCUGAAAGCAUGGAGGUAUCAGAAAGUGAAGACCGGCUGUUGAAACCGGUUGAAGGGGUUGUGAGUGAAGAUGUGGAAGAGAUGGAUGAAGACAAUCUGUUGAGGGAAAAAGAGCCUGAAAAAGAGGAGGAGGAGGUGACAGAGGUCAAAGGUCAGGAGGUUGUGGAGGAGAAGUCUGGAGAGAGUUCACAGGAUGGGGAUGUGAAUGAGGAGUUGCCUUCUAAAGACUUGACAGACAUUGCUCCCACACACGAGGUUGUGACAGAGGCUGGUGAAGGGAGCAGUGAUACUUCUGAAGUGACAAAAACAGAAAAUGCUGAUAAUUCGGCAGAUUCUGAUGCAAUAGAGACUGUUGUUGAAUCCAAAACACCUGUAGAAGCACCUGCAGAAAAUGAAGAGGUGCUUGAUGCAGAACAAGGAACAGAAGUGGAAACUCCUGAGGAGAAAAAUGAAGACACAGAAGAAAAGACUUCAGCUGAGGAUGUGACAGGGGAGGCAACCAGGGACGCAGAUGAAAGCAAAGAAAAGAAAACCAGUCCGCCAGCGGAUGAGGAUGUUGUCAUGAUUGAUGAUAAAGAGGAUGCCAAAAAACCCAAAGAAGAAGAGAAGAAAGAGGAUGAUGAUGAUUCUGAUGACAUAGCCAUUGUAGGAGUUAGUCCUGCCACCAAGAAGCAGCCCUCUGUACCCUCUGGAAGUGGACUACAGAUAUCAUCUGUCAGUGGUGGAACUGAUAUCUCAGACGUCCUUAACAAAGACAAGCAGCAAAAGACUGAGGUUCCAAGACAACCAACAAAGUCAGAAGUCAAUAAAGAGGCAAAGAAAUCUCCCGCCACUACAUCAGCUAAACCACCAAGCAAAGUUCAGACUUGCAUUGUUUGUAGUAAGAUUGGCAAAUGUAAGUAUAACAUCGUGCGCAAUGGAGAUGUCAAGCACCUGUGUGAUGACACUUGCUUCCAAAAAUUCCGUUCCAACCCCACCCAAUACCUCAGGGCAUCCGGCACAGCCAACUCCUCCAACUCAACCCCUAAGCAAGCCCGCACAGAGUCAAAGAAACCCCCUACCAACAACUCCGGUCAGGAACAAUUCAAAACCUGCUCAGUGUGUCAAUUGAUGAACAUUAAAACCUCCAAGCCAUUCCUGAACUGGCAGGGUAUGGACUUCUGUGGGGAGGAUUGUCUGGGGAAGUUCCAGGGAUCCCUCAACGCGGCCUGUACUAACUGUGCCAGUAUGGUAGCAGCCAGCGCCAAGGGGAAGUUCUGUCUGAGGUAUGGUAACAUAGUGAAGCAGUUUUGCUGUAACAACUGCUACAUUGAGUUCAAGAGGAGGCAGAAGCUGUGUGAAUGCUGUCAGAAGGAUAUAUCCAAAUCUGUUGAUGCGUUUGUUGCGCCUGUUGGAAAAGAAGGAACCUUUAAAGACUUCUGCAGUCAGUCUUGUUUACAGAAGUACGAGGACAAAACAAAUUGUGAUGUAGAAAUAGUUGGGGUGGAGCGGGCACAGAAGUCAAAGACUCUCCCAAAGGGAGAGUUCCCAUGUUCAGUUUGUAAGAAGCAUUCGACUGUGAAGCACGAGAUCUUGUUGGACGGUAAAACUCACCAACUCUGUAGCGACCCAUGCCUCUCGGCCUUCCAGUACGCCAAUAAACUGACACUAAGCUCCUGUGAUAAUUGUGGUACAUACUGCUUCUCUGACGGAGCGCCCCAGUUUAUCCAGUUCGAGGGACAACAGAAACGAUUCUGUAGUUUUGUAUGUGUCAACAAAUUCAAGUCAGAGAAAAAGAAAAUAGUGGCAUGUGCUUGGUGUAACUCUAAGAAAGGCAACUUUGACAUGAUUGAAAGGGUAGAUGCAAACAACAAAUACCAGCUGUUUUGUUCAUUGAACUGCUUGUCUCUGUAUCGGGUCAACCUUCAGGCGACCUCUAACCAGGCAGUAGUGUGUGAUCACUGUCGGAAGUUUGUCCCCGCGCAGUAUCAUCUGACUAUGAGUGAUGCAUCAGUUCGAAACUUCUGUUCAUACCAGUGUGUGAUGGCCUUUCAAUCGCAGUUUGCUGCAUCAUCAAAUAAAACAUCGGCCCCUGUCAAUCAAACUCAGCAGCCACCUGUAAAACCACCCCAGCAACCUGUAAAGCAACCUCCGCAACAUGUCAAACAGCCACAGCAACCUCACAAACCAGUGCAACAGGUGAAGAAUGCUCCAGUCACAAGGAAUGCAACCAGAGCUCCACCCUCAAAGCAGCCCCCUGCAUCCAAGCAGUUAUCUCAAAGAGCGAGUCAGGCCCCAGGGUCCAGCCCAGUCAUCUCUAACAUUGUAUCCCUGGCCCCCAAAGCAAGCCAGCAGGGAGGUCUGAAGUCGGUGUCUACUACAGCACCCUCUAACCAAGUCCAAACAAAGACAUCCCAGGUCCAGAUUCAACAACAGAUUGUGAUACAGCCUUCCUAUCCAAAGUCCAUGAAGAACAAGUCCAUCAUGUGUAAACCCUUCCUCCAGACUAAAGCCACCUCCUGCAAACCUCACACGCAGACCCUCGGAAUUCAAACAGAGAAGGUUGAGCCAGAAAAGGUGAUUAUCCCGGUGCCCAUCCCAUUCUACGUCCCGGUGCCGAUGUCCAUGUAUACCCAGCCCACACCAGUACCCUUUCCUGUUCCUGUCCCCAUCCCGAUUCCGUGCUUCAUUCCGACCACCAAAAAAUCGGCCGACGGAAUUCUAAAGCAUAUCAAGGAAAUACGAGAAAAAAUUCCCAAUGAUCCUCUGGAGGCAGAGCUCCUUAUGAUGGCUGAAGCUGUUGCUGGUGUUGGCAAUGAGUCCGACUCAGAUUCUGAAAAGGAAGCGGAGCCAGAGUCCAAAAAAAAAACUAAUUGCAAAUCGCCAACUCCUACUCCCCACUCCACAGGGCCCGAUGCGACAGAAACGACGAUAUCGACAACAACGACAAUGGCGUCAACAGCGAAGGCGGAGAGUAAUGGGGACCUGGGAGAAGACAUGCUUCAGAUGGCACUGAGAAUGGCGUCAGAAAUGACCGAACCAGUCAUGGAUUUGGAGAGUUCUAUUGAGCCAGUGCCUGUUAACACAGAGCCUCCUCCACCUCCACCUGCAAAACCUCCCCCAGAAGAAUCCACCACACAAGAUGAAGAUGAUGAAGUUUACAUUCCAAGGGAGACCAGAUCUGGGCGAGGCUCCACCAAACGAUCCUCGAGAGGGGGUGGAAACAAGCGACGCCACAAACGUCAAAAGGUCAACCACCACCAGCCGCCAGAACCACCCAUGGAGGAGUCGACUCCUGAACCCUCAGAACCAGAGGUCCCAGAACCCGCCCCUGAUGCGAACAUGCACCUUAAAUUUACCUAUGGGGUAAAUGCCUGGAAGCAUUGGGUCAUUCAGAAGAAUGCACAGCUGGAGAAGGUGUCCAAGCAGGGUUCAGGGAAGCUCAAGAUGUUCAAGACUGACAUGAUGGGCUGUACUGCUGAUGAACUGAACUAUUCUCUGUGUCUCUUUGUGAAGGAGGUCAGGAAGCCUAAUGGGGAGGAGUACGCCCCAGACAGUAUAUUCUACCUGUGCUUAGGGAUUCAGCAGUACCUGUUUGAGAAUGGCAGGAUAGACAACAUCUUCACGGACAUGUACUAUGAAAAGUUUACAGAGUGUCUGAACGAGCUCCUCAUUCCCUACCAACCCAAAGUCAACUCUGCUGGUCAGUUGGUUUGCCGGAUUGAGGAGGAGCACCUGUGGGAGUCUAAACAGCUGGGCGCCCACUCCCCCCACGUCCUGCUGAACACCCUGGUGUACUUUAACACCAAGUACUUCAUGCUCCACUCAGCCGAGGACCAUCUGAAGCUCUCCUUCACACACAUCAUGAAGCACUGGAAGAAGUCCCCGCCAGGGAAAGGCAACUCUGCCGGCCGGAGUGUGUUCCUCCGUUACUACUGUCCCACACCCCUCAAAACAUCCAGUGAUUCUCAGAAGAACAAGAAGAAAGAGGAACUGCCCAUUUAUGAACAAGCAGAGAAUGUAGAUAACCCCCUAAGGUGUCCAGUCAAGCUGUACGAGUUCUACCUCUCUAAGUGGCCUAGUGAUUAUAGAAAAUAUUACAGCCCAGAGAGCAUCAAGAAUCGCAGCGAUGCAUUCUACCUGGUCCCCGAGAGAUCCUGUGUGCCUGAUAGCCCUGUGUGGUACUCGACUCAGAAUCUGUCAACAGAGGCCAUGAACAAAAUGUUACACCGAAUCCGAUUGGUGCGAGAAAUUCAGGAGGCCAAAUACCACACUCAGCCUGUAUAUGCUACCAUGUGAUGAUUAAACGGAGACUUAGCGCCUUUUUCUGUGAAGUACAGUGUCGUUACAUAAAUUGAGACUUAACAACGGUCUCUGUGAAGUACAGUGUCGUUAUAUAAACAGAGACUUAACACUUGUCUCUGUGAAGUACAGUGUCGUUAUAUAAAUGGAGACUUAACACCUGUUUCUGUGAAUACAAUGUCGUUACAUAAACGGAGACUUAACACCAGUGUCUGUGAAAUGUGGUGUCGUUAUAUCAUGGUUGUAGACUGAACAUGAAGCAAGUAGGUUACAGUGGUAUACCAAACAAAUGUUGAGGAAUGGGGUAUUGUGACCCCAGACAAAGAAAGAUUUUAAGCCUAUCAGUGAAGUUGGCAUUGAAAUGUUUGCUGGAACAACAGUGAAUGCUCCAUCGUUUUUUUUUAUACAGUUUAAUUUUUUUUUUAAAGAUCAUAUUUUUUAACGAUGUGUACAUACAUGUAUAUUGAAAACCAAAUAUCAUUGUCUUAAAAUGUUAGAGACAACAAAGGCUUCCGUUUUGAAUAUUGGGAUAUAUCUCAUAUACAGUACAUAGAGUGUACAUUUACAACAAAUUAUAGAGUGUACAUGUACAACAAACUUACAGAGUGUGCAUGUACAACAAACUGUAUAUGUACAACAAACCUGUAGGAUGUACAUGUACAACAAACAUAGAGUGUAUGUGUACAACAAACUUAUAGAGUGUAUGUGUACAACAAACCUUUAGAAUGUACAUAUGUACAACAAACCUUUAGGAUGUACAUGUACAACAAACUUAUAGUGUAUGUGUACAACAAACCAUAAGUAUGUACAUGUACAACAAAUGUCAAUGAUUUGUGUUCCUCAUUUCUGUGAAUAAUUGUAUAUAGAGCCAACACUGACAGACUGGCAGUGAACAAAAAUCAUGUACCAUAGAUGAGCUUUUUUUAUUGUUUACAACAAUUCAAACUUCUUUAAAUGUAUGCAAGUGAAAAUGAAAAGUGCUGACUUGUGGGGCUAUGUUGUAAAUGGAAGAGAAAAUGUUGUAGAUGCAAUACCAAAAUAAAACUUGAAAGAAAU